Messenger RNA from Neoarthrinium moseri, 1089 nucleotides. RefSeq lists its product as uncharacterized. NCBI's taxonomy places the organism in Eukaryota, Fungi, Ascomycota, Sordariomycetes, Amphisphaeriales, Apiosporaceae. The record is from RefSeq and is a predicted model, not a curated record. The transcript has 4 exons. The coding region runs from base 1 to 1089 and encodes 362 amino acids.
AUGCCCUCGCGCCACUCCAAGGCUAAACAUUCCAAGUCAUCUCACCGGGGACAACGGCGGGAUCCUGACGAGGAGCAUCAAGCGUAUAGAACUGCGUAUCAAGUUGAAGGAGACUACGAGAAUUACGACACUGCCACCCCUAGAGCAUAUGUAGAGCUGCCAGACCUGAGCACGCUACGUAUUAAAGACAAUCAAGAAUACGGAAGCCCCGCCGCUCCCAAUAUAUCUAACCAAAACGACGAGUACACUUCUUCUACGCAUUAUAAUUCCAUCAAUUAUCCCGAUUAUAGUCAACAUUCCGAAGUUACUCCACAAAGUUACGGUGCGGAAUGGGAUGGGGCUGACGACCACGGAAGCCAUCAGGUCUCGCAGUGUCCGGGCUCGGAUGUCGCAGAUGAUAAAUGUGAGGAAUCAGAAGAGCGCGAUACUAUCUACGGCGUAGAUGCGUACUCAGAAAGCCUCGACAAACGGGAUGCACUAAAGCAGAGUCGUCACUCGAGGAAGGAGAGAGGAAAAGGGAAGGGAAAAGGGAAAGAAGUAGUGAAUGAUGACCCCACGUUUCAAAACCCCGAAGAUUAUUAUGCAGAAGGAUCUGGUGUUGCUACAGGCUACAACACAAGCGCUCCACCAGUUGAUUAUGGCGAUGAUGGGAGCCACCCAAAUUCAGGCGAUGACCACUGGGGAAAUGCGGGACAAAUUGCAAGUAUCAUCGACACGGCAGCCAGCCAGGGUCCAUUACUAAACAAGUCGACACAGAUGACAGGAGGCAUCGAUCAAACUAGCGGGUAUGAUGAAGACGAAUUCCAGCAGGCAAGGCUAGAGAGUCUGGCAGCAUAUUAUGGGGAUCGGCAAGGUGAGCCGUCAACGGCGCAAUACCCACCAUAUGAAGGCUAUGCCAAUCUCCCUGCAACAGGCCAUGCAUCGUCUGCAAACUUUCCGAUUCAACAACCUCAAGUGUCAACUCAGCUUCCAUAUCCAGAAGAAACGUCUUUGGCAACUGGUUAUGUGAUCCCUAGCAUAACUGAAAAGCCUAAAGCGAAAGACCCUCGUGAGGAAGGCUCUUCAUUGCUAAUUGUUCCCGGAUCCUAA